Mercenaria mercenaria is the source of this 1636-nucleotide messenger RNA. Its product is annotated as tubulin gamma-1 chain. NCBI's taxonomy places the organism in Eukaryota, Metazoa, Mollusca, Bivalvia, Venerida, Veneridae. Gene Ontology annotation, molecular function: structural constituent of cytoskeleton; GTP binding. Gene Ontology annotation, cellular component: nucleus; microtubule; cytoplasm. The transcript has 13 exons. Gene Ontology annotation, biological process: cytoplasmic microtubule organization; mitotic sister chromatid segregation; mitotic spindle organization. The record is from RefSeq and is a predicted model, not a curated record. The coding region runs from base 11 to 1330 and encodes 439 amino acids.
UCAAAUUGGCAUGGAAUUUUGGAAACAGCUGUGUGCAGAACAUGGCAUAAGUCCAGGUGGGAUGUUGGAAGAGUUCGCUACUGAGGGCACAGACAGAAAAGAUGUUUUCUUCUACCAGGCUGAUGAUGAGCACUAUAUUCCGAGGGCUGUUUUGUUGGAUCUGGAACCAAGAGUGAUAAACACUAUCAUGAACUCGCCCUACAGUAACCUGUACAACCCAGAAAAUAUCUACCUGUCCAAACAUGGUGGAGGAGCUGGUAAUAACUGGGCUAGUGGAUAUGGUCAGGCAGAGCAGUUAUAUGAAGAGGUGUUUGAUAUAAUUGAUAGAGAAGCUGACGGAAGUGACAGUCUCGAGGGUUUUGUACUGUGUCAUUCUAUAGCUGGAGGUACAGGAUCUGGUAUGGGAUCAUAUAUAUUGGAACGUUUAAAUGAUAGGUUUCCAAAGAAACUGAUUCAAACUUAUUCUGUAUUUCCCAAUUUGGACGAGAUGUCAGAUGUUGUUGUCCAACCAUACAACUCCAUAUUAACUCUGAAACGCCUCACACAGAAUGCUGAUUGUGUCGUAGUUUUAGAUAACACAGCAUUAAACAGAAUAGCAGCCGAAAGGUUACAUAUAGAGGCACCAUCUUUUGAACAAAUAAAUCAGCUGGUAUCAACUGUUAUGUCUACUUCAACAACAACACUCCGUUACCCUGGUUACAUGAACAAUGAUCUGAUUGGUUUAAUAGCUUCGCUUAUACCUACACCACGGUUACACUUCCUGAUGACAGGCUACACACCACUCACUACAGACGCACAGGUUGCUAGUGUCAGAAAAACAACAGUGCUUGAUGUGAUGAGAAGAUUAUUACAGCCAAAGAACAUGAUGGUGUCAACACCAGUGACACGACAUACCAACCAUUGUUACAUCUCUAUACUGAAUAUCAUACAGGGAGAGGUAGACCCAACACAGGUUCACAAAAGUUUACAGCGUAUCAGAGAGAGGAAGUUAGCACAGUUUAUACCAUGGGGACCAGCCAGCAUACAGGUGGCGCUUUCUAGAAAAUCUCCAUAUAUACCGUCUGCUCACAGAGUCAGUGGUCUGAUGUUAGCCAAUCAUACAAGCAUUUCUACUCUGUUUGGUAGAACGUUACAACAAUAUGACAAGUUGAGAAAACGUGAAGCAUUUUUGGAUCAGUUCAAGAAAGAAAAUAUGUUUAAAGACAAUUUGGAUGAGUUUGAUGAUUCAAGAGAAUCGCUCCAGCAACUGGUGGAUGAAUACGCUGCUGCUACCAAGCCGGACUACUUGUCAUGGGGCGCACACAAGGCUGGUGGUGGUGAACAGCUUUAACAAGACAAAAAUCAAAAGUGCUCAGAGGAAUUUGGUACAUACAGCAAACAAUAUCAGCUUGUGUUACUGCAAAGUUUGUGAGAAGAAAACAUUUCUGACAAUUGAGAAAUGAUAGUUUCAGCUAUUCAAGCUGGUCAAUGUAAAUUGUACAGUGCUAUAAACUGAACAUCUGGGGAAAGUUUGCAAGGAGUUACUAAUGAUAUUUGAACUUUUAUUAUUCAACUUGCAUCGACAACAGACAAAGUGCUAUUGUUGUCUUCAUGAUCUGUGAUUAAUUUAUAUCAUGCUAAUAUAAAUUUGACAUAA